AUGUCCUCAGCCAUCACUUUCAACGAACCCAUGAUUUCUCCCAAAGAUCGGGUUGCUCCGUCGAAAUUGAGCAUCGAGGCUCUGCUCAUUGCUGAACCCAUGGAUGCCUCGCCACCCCCCAACACCCCCGCAACCGCAGCCCUUGAGGAAUAUGGACAGGAAAGCAUGCUUCAAGCCCGUCGCUUUCUCAUGUUCAAACCAAGGGAGUUUUUGCCUGCUUUGAAGAUUUGUACGGGCAUGUUCUUGCCUGACGACCAGCCGAUCAUGGCGGCCCCUCCAAACUCUCCAACGACUAGCCAUCGUGCUAAGUUUGAGGAUGAGGAAGAGAUGGCGCUUCUUCCUUGGGCAGUUGCACUCAAAGCCAGUGGUCUCGACGGUGGCGAAGAAGUCUUCCAUACAGAUUAUCCCAACUCUAGCAAUCUACGCAAUCCGUCGCAGGUUCUCUCACCAGCUAAUUCCGUCUUCACCGACGAUGGUAGCUCCACUGGCUCUGGUGACGAAGCUACUGGCGGAUGCUAG
This is a messenger RNA of Pleurotus ostreatus (oyster mushroom), 519 nucleotides long. RefSeq lists its product as uncharacterized. The record is from RefSeq and is a predicted model, not a curated record. The transcript has 3 exons. Bases 1 to 519 code for a protein of 172 amino acids. NCBI's taxonomy places the organism in Eukaryota, Fungi, Basidiomycota, Agaricomycetes, Agaricales, Pleurotaceae.